AUGCGUAAUCACUGGUUUUGUCUCCUGGCGCUUCUUUGUUGCGGGGUUUGUUGCUCUGCCCAGCAUGAUGCGUCUGACUUUUAUGUGUUCAAUGACUGCUCGGCGACUUCAACUGAAGGUCCCGAGUUUGAUGCGCACCGUGCGAUCCAGCCAGGCACGGGUUACUGGAGCAGUAGCGGUGGCCUCACAGACGACGAAACGGUGACUUGGUCUGGCUACCUGGCGACGUCGGGAAAGCUGAAAGGGAUCCGCGUCAGAUGGCAAUAUGCUCCAGGGGAAGUUCAAGUAACUGUUUCGCCCAACGGUGUUGACUAUCACGUGGCCUUACCUUGGAGAGCAGCAUCAAGCUCAGAAGCUGCCUAUGAUGAAGAUAUCCUCUUCCCCAAAGACGAGGACGCAAAGGUCGUCGUUAUUGGAAUGCGCAGGCAAAUUCACGGCUUCUAUGGCAUAAACGAAGCCAGACCCUUGGGGUCAGGGGAGCCUUUGAUGAUGAUCAUUGGAGGCAUUACAAGCCCGGCCGGGGAAAUGUGCCUGCAAGUCGAGGCGGGCAAGUUCCACUCGGAAGGAUCCUCCAUAGUCCUUGAUUCUUGCGCCUCCGCUCUAGCUGCAGGAGAUGGAAGGGAGCUCUGGUACAGCACACCUCAGAUGCAAUUAGUGGGCGCCAGAACCAAACCACCGAAAUGUAUCACACUGGAAGAUGGAAGCACAGAAAACGGAGGCAAAGUUGUCUUGGCAGACUGUCUCCGGGCUAUGGAGGAAGGUGACGGGCGAUCCUCGUGGGCAUUUGAAGGCAACUCGCAGCUGCGCUUGCAGCGAGCUGGUGCCUGGUGUAUGACGCAGAAGAAUGUCAAUGGUGCUUCGGCUGGAGUUGGCGACAUAACAACGAGCGGCGGCGCUACCGCCACCAGCUCCAACAGUGCCGAUGAAGCCCAUGGCGCGGGUAAAGCAAUCGACAAAGACACAAAUACGUCCUGGCGUUCCAGUCCGGUGGAGGCCGAAGGGCAGACCGUUUCUCUAACAGUCGAUCUCGGUAAGCCCAGCAAGGUGGUCAGCAUACGAAUCCAAUGGGAAUACCCCGCACUCUCGUACGAAAUCUACACAAGCCCCGAUGGGAAGUCUUACGUACAACAAGCUGCAACCCCCGCGAACCCCUCGGUUGAUUCGCUCGAUGAACUGCAUGGAGCUCUGGCCCAGUUCAUCGAAAUCCGCAUGCUCAAGCCACAUCCACGGCUGGGCAAGAGUGAUGAGAAUUUAUUCUACGGCAUCUACGAGGUUCACGUAUACGCGAACCGUCUCGGCUCAGCUGUGGCUCCGUGCGCCGAGGCAGCUAAUUCAGAUGACGCGCGAGACAAGUACUUUGUAGAAUAUGUGACGAGCUUCAACCCCUCUUUGGCUGAUAAAAUCACCUCAAUGGAAAGCGGUGUUCUGCUCCGACAAAAAGCUUUAAAUUCGAAAGCAAAAGAACUUGAGGCUCUUUUCCCUGAUAUGGAAGCAUGUCGGAGCGAUAAACUCCAGUUCGCUGAGAGGAUGAAGAGAGCUGCUGAGCGGGCUGGAAAAAUUUUCGGAGAGUUCAAGUCUGCCGCUGGAGCCGAACGGCUCCGGAAGAAUGUUCUGUCAGGCAUGAAAGCGGGCGAUUCAGCGUCUUCACCGGCGGACGAUUGCUACUCGAUAAAAACAUCAGACUCCACAGCUGUUUCUGGCUUUUACUGGAUCAUGCCCAAAUGUGCUACGGGUCCACUUCGAGUGUACUGCGACAUGACGACAGGAACUUCGAUCUACAUUUGGAAUGGCACGCCACCUCGGAAGCCCGACGCCACUCUGGAUACUGUUGUAACACUCGAUGACAUUCGGAAAGGAUGCGCCCAAGUUGGGCUGGAACCGAUGGUACCCAAAAGUCCGCAGCAUUUUAAAAGCAUUUUAUCAGCGCUUUAUCAGAUGGGAUUUGCCCUGAAAGAGAAAGGGGCUGUUCCUUUGGCGUAUGACUACAGUUGCCUUGAUGGAGCUUGCACCGGCGAAUAUAGGGACUUGAAUGAUGGAGUUACAGACAUGACGUCUUUCGUGCUGUCGCAAGCCGAACCGGAAUCGUCGUCGGUGAACUUGGAUACCGCAGGGCUGGGGCUCAAUGGCGAUAAAACAUCGUUCUUCGACCUUGCGUCGGCUCCCGUGGUGGCGUUGGUCUGCUCGGUCAACACCACUGAAGGCGAGAGAUCUGCGCCUAAUGUUGAUAUCGACUGCGAGACAACCGCUGAAGGACACGAGGCCUUCAAAGGCAUCGCAAACACGAACGUUGUCGUAGAAUGCCCUGAGGGGUGUGCUGAUGAUGCCAGCUUGCCCGUUUACGGAUCGGACGGCGUAUACGCAGCAACGAGCUCCAUUUGCAGAGCGGCCAUCCACGCGGGCCUCAUCAAGUCCGGCGGUGUUGUGAACGUGUCUAUCGAGUCUCCGCGGGCCUCAUAUGAGGGGUCGGUGCAGAAUGGGAUCGUAUCAUCUGCGCUCGAGAAGUCUCCGGGCGCAAGGGCCAUUGUGAGUAUUCGUCUUGGCACCAUCUUUAAGGAGUGUCCCGCUUUUGCAUUUGAAGAGGAAGUCACCAGUUACCCUGCCACCUCGUUCUUAGAGGCUGCAACCGAAAAUGACACCGCAACUAUGCCGCUCGCCUCUGAGAUGGGGGUAGAGGCUGACAUUCAAGAUGCGCUCCAACAGACCAUUCAGCUCAUCGACCGAAUGCAUAACGUGGAUCCCGAGAUAUUUAUGGAGGCUAAAGAAGAAGCGGGAAUGAUUGUCGGAAUUGCACGAAAGCAUUUGAAGCCUUCAGAGAAGUUCCAGCGAUCCCAGAACGCGCAGGUCCUCGAAAUGUUCCUCGGCACGGAAAGUCUUGCUUCGCGCUUGCUCGAGGAAUCCGGAGGAAUGUUUCAGACACUGGAUCAGCUUGGUCAGAAGCUGCACCUCGUUGAGCUGCAACAUCUGGAGCAGACAGGAUUCGAGUCUUUCAAGCUUCACCCAGGAUCGAUGGCGUUCAAGGAUUAUUUCGAGACCUUCGACAGCGUCCGGGCGAAGCAUGGGCCCAGCAACUGGGGCUACUCUGCUUCUCCAAUUCAGGGCAGGAGAGCAGCUGUAGGCCAGUCGACAAGCAUUGUUGGUACCGCAGACACCGAGGGAACAUACGCAAUGUUGCGCGGGCGCCGCUUCUACGACGCAGAUAUCCGCAUAUCGUUUUACUCUGUAGGAUCUGGUAGCGUUGGAAUAGCCUUCAAGAUGAGAGACUUCAACAAUAUGUAUAUGCUAUGGAUGAACCAGAAAGCUCGAGUCAAGCGGUUGCUGCGCAUCGAAGACUCGGUGCCUACUAUCCUUGCCGAACGUAAAGACGGUGGCUACGUUCAGGGGAAAUGGUUCAAUGUCCGCACUGAAACAAGCAAGGGAGUGAUACGUGUGUGUGUCGAGGAGGAAGGCUCGACAGAAAUUGAGGUCUUCAGCGUCCUGGACGAGCGCUUUAUGGUUGGUACUGUUGGGUUCUUCUCUUCCGGCAUGGAAGGGGGUGUGUUCUUUGAGGGGCUCGAAAUCAAAGCCAAAGAAUGCGCCACCCACGCCAAAGCGCCCGCGCCCGCGCCACCGCGAUGCGCGACAUUUGUAGAUACCUUCUACGGCAAUCCCAAUUCGGUGUAUCGGAAACUCGACGCGGCUGAUGCAACGGGCGCAAGCGGCUCGUGGAUAUACAAGGCAAAUGUUGGAAGUCGAAACAAAGUUCUAGCUCAAGUUAACGCCGUCAGAGGUCCUUCUGAAAUUGGCACCUAUGUGGUCAUUAAAGGAAACCGGACAUGCAGAAACGGAUACUUCGCAUUCGAAUUUUUCCCUCAGUGCACCGGGGGAAUAGUCGGAGGCAUUUUCCGGUUCGUAUCGCCACAAGAGUAUCAAGUGGCAGAGCUAGCUCCUAACGAACUUCGGAUCCGAGCAAUCUCCAACGGCCACCCCCGAACAGUAGCCCGCACUCCAGCGUCCAUGUCCCUGAACGCCUGGCACCGCUUGGAGAUUAACUUCGAGGGAUCGACUGUGUAUGUGCACCUUGAGGAGCCUGGUGGCAGUACCAAGCACCUCGCAGCUGAGGAUUUACUAGGCGGCCAAACCCGUGAUGGACUGGUCGGCUUCUCCGCCUACAAUUGCGGGGGCGUGGCCUUCGACUCUAUACAGCUGGCACCAUACAAACUAGAGAGUGUCACACCAGCAGCAAGCUUGUUCACAACCGUCUCUGUGACUAAGGCAUGUCUAGAAACAGCACGAAUUGUGCAUAACAAUAAACACCCUAUGUCUCACCAGGGAAAUGACGAGUGCCAUAGGCAAGCGUGCGAGCGUUGUUGCACAGAAGGCAGUUCCCCCGUUGAGGGCCUCGCAGAUGACGGCGAGGAUAUCCUACGCGAUGCUGUAAAGAGAGAGAAGGCGGAAUGCACCUUUGAGUGCAUGAAACGCAGCAAUCGGCAGGAAAAUCAGGUGCUUUAA
Messenger RNA from Besnoitia besnoiti, 4488 nucleotides. RefSeq names its product F5/8 type C domain-containing protein. The record is from RefSeq and is a predicted model, not a curated record. The transcript is spliced from 25 exons. Lineage: Eukaryota; Apicomplexa; Conoidasida; Eucoccidiorida; Sarcocystidae. The coding region runs from base 1 to 4488 and encodes 1495 amino acids.